CCACAUUGUGCGGAGCUGCUUCAUCAGAUCCUCCAGCAGGAGCAUCUUUAGUGCAAGAGCAGCAACUAUUAGGCUAAUCUAAGUGGUGAAGUCCCGGUCCAGACAGCGGUGUGAGAACUGAUCAGGGACCUGCAGGCUCCAGGGAAGAUGCAUCUUCCAACGCGACCCAGAAACAUGAGAAUGCUGCGCUACGCCUCCGUGUAUCUUCUCCUCUGCCUCCUUCAUCAGACAAAUGCACUGAUAACAUGUGCAACCCACCAGUUCCAGUGUGGGAAUGGAAAAUGCAUCACACUGAGAUGGGUGUGUGAUGGCACAGACGACUGUGGAGAUGGCACAGAUGAACUUCCCGGUACCUGCUUGGCCAGAACGUGUAAACCGACAGAGUUCAGCUGCGCAGGCCGACUUAACCAGUGUAUACCCAACACUUGGCGCUGUGAUGGAAAAGCUGACUGUGAGAAUGGAGCUGAUGAGGAGACCUGUGCUGCAAAGCAGUGCACAGACUCUGAGUUUCGCUGCAGGAACGGCCAGUGUGUUUCAUCCUCUUUCGUGUGUGACGAUGAAGCGGACUGUGACGACGGCAGCGACGAGGUCUCCUGCCCACCCAUCACCUGCAGCGCUGCAUCUUUCCAGUGCAACAACACUGUUUGUGUUCCUCGCCUGUGGGCCUGCGAUGGCGAUCUUGAUUGUCUCGAUGGCUCAGACGAGUGGCCUGAGAGCUGUGGCUCGAAGAGCCCCGCCUCUCCUCCGGUUCACCAGUGCAGCUCCCUGGAGUUCCACUGUGGAAGCGGAGAGUGCAUCCAUGGUAGCUGGAAGUGUGAUGGAGACCCUGAUUGCCUUGAUCAAUCUGAUGAAGCUGGCUGUUCUCGUUCCACCUGCCGUCCUGAUGAGUUUGAAUGUGGUGAUGGCACCUGUAUUCAUGGCAGUCGCCAGUGCAACCAUCAGUACGACUGCAGAGACAUGAGUGAUGAAUCUGGCUGUGUCAAUGCAACUCACUGCGAGGGCCCAAAUAGGUUUAAGUGCCGCAGUGGGGAGUGUAUAAGCAUGGAAAAAGUGUGUGAUAGGAGGCGUGAUUGCAGGGAUUGGUCGGAUGAGCCUCUUCGGCACUGUGGCUCCAAUGAGUGCCUGUACAAUAAAGGUGGCUGCUCACACAUAUGUAAGGACCUGAAGAUUGGUUAUGAGUGUUUGUGUCCAACUGGAUUCAGGCUAAUCGAUGAUAAACGCUGUGAAGAUAUUGAUGAAUGUGCCAACCCAGAUACCUGCAGUCAAAUCUGUAUUAAUCAGAUAGGCAGCUACAAAUGUGAGUGUGAGGAGGGUUACCAGGUUGAUCCAGCAACCAAGGCUUGCAAGGCCAUCGGUACAAUUGCCUACCUUUUCUUCACCAACCGCCACGAAGUCAGAAAGAUGACUUUGGACAAAAGUGAAUACACAAGAGUAAUCCCUCGUCUAAAGAACGUGGUGGCCCUCGACAUGAACAUGGCCGCCAAAGAGAUCUACUGGUCUGACAUUUCCCAGAAGAAAAUAUACAGAACUUCGAUGGACUCGGCUGAUGACAGCUCUCAUCACCACAUAGUGAUCGGUAAUGACGUUGAUGCUCCUGAAGGAAUUGCCUUCGACUGGAUCCAUGGCAAUCUCUACUGGACUGACAGCAUUCGCAGCACUAUCUCUGUGGUAACCUCUGAUGGCAGCCGACGUAAAACUCUCUUCCAUCAAGAUUUAUUAAAACCCCGAGCAAUUGUGGUCGACCCUCACAGCAACUUCAUCUACUGGACUGACUGGGGGAAUCCGGCUAAGAUUGAAAAAGCAGGUCUUAAUGGAGGAGACCGAACUGCUCUGGUCACUGACAACAUUGUGUGGCCUAAUGGCAUCACACUUGACCUGCUGAACCAGCGGCUCUACUGGGUGGACUCUAAACUGCAUACUCUCUCCAGUAUCGAUGUCCAGGGCGGUAGUCGUCGCACUCUCAUCAUUGAUGAGCACAAAUUGGCUCACCCACUGGGUCUCACUGUUUUUGAGGAAAGAGUGUUCUGGACAGAUGUCAGUAACAAUGCCAUCCUCAGUGCAAGCAGGCUAACUGGUGAUGACAUUGCACCGGUGGCAGAGCACCUAUCAUCACCAGAGGACAUCAUUCUCUACCACAACCUUAAGCAACCUGCUGGAAGGGACUGGUGUCGGGUUGCUAACAGCAGCUGCGAAUUCAUGUGUCUUGGUGCUCCUCAAGUGGGCAGCCAUCCCCCCAAAUAUACCUGCGUCUGUCCAGAUAACAUGAUGCUAGCCAGGGAUAUGAGAUCAUGUGUACCAGUUGUGCCAACAACUCCAGCUCCUGCACAGACUCAAGCUCCAACCACCAGUCCUCCUCGUCUGCCACCAGUGCCACUCAGAACCACACCAAAGACCACAAUGAAGCCUCAGGUCCGCACCACCACCAAGCCUAUUAUAAUCACCAGCACCGUCACCAAGCCAGUACAACGGUCCACCAAACCUCCAAUCAGGACCACCACACCUUUACCAAAGAUGGCGUCACCUCAGCCAGAGAUGCCUAAAAUCCUUCACACCACUGCCGAGGCUCCGGUCACCUCUCCAGAUGCUCCACAUCAAGUUGAUGCUGCUGUACCCAAUACUGGCACCACCCCUGGAGUAGCUCUUUACUUUGUCCUACCUUUGGCUAUCAUUUGUCUGGUGGCUGUUGGUGGAUUGCUGCUAUGGAGAAACUACAGGCGGAAGAACACCAACACGAUUCACUUUGAUAACCCUGUUUAUCAGAAAACCACCGAGGACCAGGUGCACAUUUGGAGAAGCCAUAGCCCUGAUGGUUACACCUACCCAAAGAAACAAAUCGUCCGUUUGGAUGAAGAGGCAGACAAUCCAGCCUUUAGUGAAAACUGAGGAAUGUCGGGCAAAGUGGAGAUAGGAGCCUACAUUCAAAGUCCUCUAGCAUUUUUACCUCAAGCAGUACAAAGAUAUGGAUGUCCCAACCUUUAACCACUGUAUCCUCACAGACAAACAAGUGCUCUACAAUGGAAAAAAGAGCACAAACAGACUUUUUUCAUUUCCAAAGCUAACAAAUCCUUUAGUUAAAGGAUUUUUCAGGUGGUUCAACUUUUGAUUUUGAUGGUACAACUGGAGAAACGUGUCAUUGUUUAAGCUACAUUUUGUCUUGCUUUCUGAUGUAACAAUACAUUCAUUGCAACUUCUGAAUGGUCAAAUUUGUGUCAGGCAAACUUCUGACAUUUUGUAAAUAUCCUUUCAGGAGAAAGUGGUAAACUGUCAAUGGAGCAUUAUUAUCUUGCACUAUUUAUGCUUGAAAAUAAGUAAGAUAAACUUUAAUUAUCCAGCAAGGGGGUUUGUUACUUUAACUGCAGCUGUCAACUCUUUGUAGAGUUUUGUUAAGCAAAUCAGCUGACUGUAGAAUUACAGUAAUUGAUCCAACCAAAAUGUCAAAUUUUACCUUAACGUUCACCGUACCAUAAGUCAUGCAUGAGGCGGUUUAAUCACUGUGACCUCAUUCUGUCCCAUAAUAAUACGUAGUUUUACACCAGCUACUGUUUCAGUCCAAAAGGAUUCAACCUUGCUGCUGCAGUUAACCUUAAAAAACAAACAACAAAUAAACACAGCGUAUGACUUAUUUCCUGUUAUUAUACUUUGUGUGUAGUUUCUCUUGAGGGUUUCCGGAUACUCCUCUAGUUCCAGAUUGGUGAUUUGUGAUCAGCUUUCUGUGAACUGGACACCAUCUUUAAAUUUUCCACAGCCGCUUUUUAGGGGCACCACAUUCCUGGAAGGCCAAAAACCUUCGAUGCAGCCAUGUGUGACCAGUAGGGCC
Messenger RNA from Melanotaenia boesemani (Boeseman's rainbowfish), 3817 nucleotides. It is a transcript of the gene ldlra, whose product is annotated as low density lipoprotein receptor a. The transcript is spliced from 18 exons. Gene Ontology annotation, molecular function: calcium ion binding; protein binding. The record is from RefSeq and is a predicted model, not a curated record. Bases 148 to 2883 code for a protein of 911 amino acids. NCBI's taxonomy places the organism in Eukaryota, Metazoa, Chordata, Actinopteri, Atheriniformes, Melanotaeniidae.